AUGACAUCCUCCGAGCUCCUGGGUCUCGACGACCAACAAUCCGCCUCCACCUUCCCCACUUCGCGAUCUCUACUCCUUCCCCAGCCCCUGCAUUCCAAUGAUUCCGACAAUGCAUCUCUUCUCUCUUCCGCGUCUGCCGCUCCGAGCAUCAUUGACCCCGAUUCACCACAGAUCGAGGAGAUCGUCCGCGAGCUCGUCGGUUGUCUCCGUGGUUCAUCCGAGUCUGCCCAGCGAAUUGCGAUCUUUAAGCUAUACUCCAACAUUGACAACCCGCGCAUCGCCUCGCUAUACGUCCAAUCCGGUGGCCUCGAUGCAAUCCACUCCAUUCUUCUUUCAGACAAUCCGCCAAACACAGUAGCCUAUGCACUGAGUCUGAUGAGCAAGCUAGUAGAUCAGGGACUUGCCUGGACAGUCCCCGACGAGGCUAUCAUCGACAAGUUGAUUGACAUUUUCGCGACCGAGACGCAAUUCAAUCUGCUCAGAGCGUCUUUGACCGCCCUUGUGUCGAUGAUCGCCUGCUACUCCAAAGACCCCAAGUAUGCCCUUUUUCACGGCAGCGCGGGAAACAUGCGUCUCCUCAAAUACAUUGAGAAGUAUCCCGGAUUCCUGCACUCGCUUGUUGGGAAACUCAGCUUUGCCGAAAAUCAGGUCGUGCUGUCCGCCAUGACGCUCAUCAACCUUGCCGUGCGCGACAUUCUGGGCCAGGUUGCGGACGACAAAGAUCUUUCCGAGGAUGAGCACAAGGCUAUGGAGACUUGGCCUCGGCUGAUGCGCAUGCUGCAGACCACAGGUGUUGUGCACCGCGUAUUUGAGCUCAUGCUCGAACCGGCAGGUAGUCGCGGGCCUGACCUUUCGCAGCAGUUGAUGCAAUUCCAGCUUUUAAUGAUGCAAGUCAUGCAUCGCUGGCAAAAGCGCGUGAUUGACAUCGAGCACCGGCACCAUCAUCGUGAAGCUCUCGAGACGCUUUUUGGGAUUGCAAAAAAGCAGAUUGCUGCAGUGCAGGAUGUCGAGACGUUGUCGGACCAAUACAUAUGGCGCAAGAUGGGCGUGCGCUAUGUCGACGACCCCGUCAAAGACUUUGAGCAGGCCGGCUGGCUCGGCGUCAUUGAUCUCAUGUCAACUAUCGAAACUGACCCGAUGCUGUUUGCCAGAAUCCUGCAUUCGCAGUGGGCCCUUCCAAACGAAGAACGUCAAUGCCCAAUCGUGCAGGCAAGCGUAAUGGUCUCACAAAUCCUCUGCGAUCUAUUCGGAAUCACAGAUUACGACCACAACGCGCGAACGCAGCAAAUGGCAGCCGGCGGUGCGCAGGCAAACGACCGACUCGAGCCCCUCCUCCUGCGCUGGUCCAGUCUACAUUCCGGAGGCUUGCUUGCCUUUGUGCGAAUCUGGGGCGACUCUAAAUCGCGAAUGCCGGUCAAGCUCGGCAUCGCCGAAAGCGAGCGCGUGCAUGAUUUCAAGAUCGUUGCCGAGCUCGUGCGCGUGAUGUUUCGAUUUGUUCGUCGACAGCUCGACAAGAAUCCCAAGCUGGACGUGAAAUCCUACAUGAGCUCGAUUCCUUACCGAGCCUUGCGUCGGAUUCAAAUGGAGUACAUCGAGAGCGACCAGACCGGCCGGUUUUUGUUUGACUCGUCUGAGCUUCUGUUGCUGAAGCGGCAGGUUGCAGUUGAGGUGUUUGACUACGUCGCCAAACAGCGAGUCGAUUGCUUGACAGAAGGUUCGUGGUUUGCCGUUCCUGAAGUUUCCGAAUCGGCGUCAACGAUUACCAAGAGUAUGUUCAACGGCGCAGCGGCGGCGUCAAAAAGUUUUCUGAAUAUGAACACGAAGCGAGGAGGGGCUGAGACAAGCGACGGCGUGAGUGUGUUCUCGAAAAGCUCAAACGGGUCAUCAAACGCUGGUAGCAGUAGCAACACAAUCACGGCCGCCGAAAGCAGCGGCAAACCCCGCCGUUAUUCGUAUCGGUUCAUAAAACUCUCGAGCAGUCGUAAUCAGCUACGAUGGGGAGAUUUUGACCGCAAGCCUGCAGCUGGAGUAAGGCAAGAGCCAGGCUUAGAUGAAUUACCUAACGAGCUUGACCUGUCAUCUGUCUCAAGAAUCGUGGUUUCUGAUAAUGUCAAAGUCACCAGUUUUUCAUUGAAUGAUUUGAUGGAGUUGCCUCCACUGCAAGUGAUUGAACCCGGAACUACCUCACGGAAGCAUUCAGCGUCGUCCAACAGUAGCAGCGGCUCGAACAAACAAGACAGCAAGCCAGCAUCAGGAUCACAGUCUACUUCCCCGCCGCAGAACCGGACGGUGUCCGGAACGACGUCGGUCCAGAGCAACCUCCUCGCCGCUCUUUCCGGUGGCAAAGACAAGUACUCAUUCAAGAUCUCUCUCUACGCCUCUGACCGUUCAGCGGGAUCAAAAGAGAGUCUACUGUUACAAAUAACCUCGCCGUCACUCGACAUCGCGGCAGAAUGGUACGAUGGGCUCAACAUAUUGCUGCGACGCAACGGGUUUGCAAAAAUAUUACAGCCGUCGGUGCAGAGUAUUACAUGGCAGUCCGCUUCCGCUGUCGGAAUGUCUCCCGCCUCGUCAACCAGCAGCUCGCGCUAUUCAACCUACCAGUUCGACGGCCGCGAGAGUACCUCGUCCAGCGCCACCACCGCCUCUUCAACUCCCCGCCCAGCAACCGCAACAGCGGCGCGAGCAAGUGGCGGAGGUCGAAGCAAGUACUAUACCAUCAGCGGCGAGCAAAUCACAAAGGCAGCGCCCGAAGCAAUACUGCUCGCGCAUAUCCUUUCGACGCCAAUUAGCGCAACGGAGGAGACGGGAAAGUGUAUAAAGACGAUCGCACAGAUGCUUGUUCAUUACCGGGGGUUGAGUUUUUCUUCGCUGUUGACGAAAUACUCGGAUGUCGAUGCGAGACGGAAGUUUUAG
Myxozyma melibiosi is the source of this 2916-nucleotide messenger RNA. RefSeq names its product ELMO/CED-12 family-domain-containing protein. The transcript has 4 exons. The record is from RefSeq and is a predicted model, not a curated record. Gene Ontology annotation, cellular component: plasma membrane. NCBI's taxonomy places the organism in Eukaryota, Fungi, Ascomycota, Lipomycetes, Lipomycetales, Lipomycetaceae. Gene Ontology annotation, biological process: actin filament organization; cell motility. Bases 1 to 2916 code for a protein of 971 amino acids.